This is a messenger RNA of Ichthyophthirius multifiliis, 1256 nucleotides long. RefSeq lists its product as hypothetical. Lineage: Eukaryota; Ciliophora; Oligohymenophorea; Hymenostomatida. The transcript is spliced from 2 exons. The record is from RefSeq and is a predicted model, not a curated record.
CAUUUUCUUAAAAAUAAGAAAAAAUUGAACUAUAAAAUAAAUUCUUAAAAGAAGAAAUUUAAAAGUCUUUUCAACAAAAUCUAUAUAAUAUUUAAUCUUAAGCAUAAGAUUUAACAGAAAUCACCGGAAAUUUAAAAAGCUCUUUAAAAACCUAUAAAAAUGAUACAAAUGUUUAAUUUUAAGCCUAAAACGAAUAACUUUAGACUCUCAAAUCUUCCCUUAUGGAAAUUUCUUUACAAAAAUUAGAAAAGUCAGAAUUUCUAGAAGCAUUAUCAAAUUAGAAUAAAAUAUUAGAUUAAAAAACAGAUAUUUCAGAAGUCUAAAAUGCCCUAAACUAAUGUCAACAGGAUAUGUCUGAGCGCUUUUUGGAAUUCCAAGAGGAAAUAAAAGGAAUAAUUUUACAGAAUAUGAACGAAAAUGUUGAAAUACUAGAUAAAAAAGCCAACUUAUGCGAUGUUUAAUUAUUAUUGAAAGAAAAAGCAGACUUGAAUACUAUCCAGGCACUUGUUUCAACUAAAGUAAGUGCAUAAGAAGUUGAAGAUUUGCGUAUAAAAAGUGAAAAAGCAUAUAAAGAAUGUGAAAAUAAACUCAAUUCGAAACAUUUUGAGUAAAUAAUUAAACUAUUAUAAGGACAAAUAGAAUAAAUGUAAAAAGAUUUGCUUUAAAAGGGAAAUAUUAAGGAUUUUUGCGCUAUUUUAGAUACAAAAACAAGCAUAAAUGAUGUUAAUAAUGCCCUCUAAUAAAUACAUAAAGAGCUAGAAAAAAAAGCCUUUUAAGAUGAUGUAAAUACCUGUUUUAUGAAUUAAAAUCUAUUAAAUUCUUAAUAUUCGGCUGAAAAUAUGCUCAUUAAAUUGGCUUGGAAAUCUGGAGAAUUAAAAAUAGGUCAAUUCGUACCUUGGGAAAAUGAAAUUAGCAAUUAUUUCGUUGAAAAUUUUAGUUUAGAAAGGGAAAAAACUACUAUCAAUGUACUAAAUGGAGGCUUUUAUUAAAUAUAUUUAGCAUUUUUUGCAAAAAAAAAACCUACUAUAUAGAUUUUAAUUAAUGGGGAACCUAUAAUGUCGGCUGUAAAUACUUCUAGUUAUGUACUUCAUCAUUCUUCUGGUAAAUUAAAAGAUAUUAAACACACAAAUGGAAAUGUUACAGGUCUCACCCUUAUUGAUUUCCUUAAUUUGCCAAAUAAAUGUAAAAUAAGUGUCACUUUUAGUGGAGAAAACAGUUUAGAAAAUCUUGGUUUUAUUACAUUAAAAAAAAUAUGA